Molecule: messenger RNA, 594 nt
Organism: Beauveria bassiana ARSEF 2860
Lineage: Eukaryota; Fungi; Ascomycota; Sordariomycetes; Hypocreales; Cordycipitaceae
Exons: 2
Coding region: 1-594 (197 amino acids)
Source: RefSeq, a predicted model, not a curated record
AUGGACCCGAACCAGCUUCCUCAGGCCAACGCCGGCCACAAAAGAAAAGCCGAGGCGCAGCAGGACAAUGAGCGCCUAUCCAAAAGGUUGAGUCUUUUAAAUAUAGAACACGAUGGAACCAAGCUCUACGUACCCGUCGAGAGCCCGCCACGUCCGUCAAAACCGCAGACGAUGGACGGCGACGACGACGCCAUGCGCCUAGACGACAGCAAGCACAAAGUAUACAUUUAUAAUAUAGACGAGGAGCUCGCCGAUGACAGCGAGCCAGACGACGCCAAGCUCGUCUUCCUCCCCGACAUUGAGAAGCGCCUGCGGGAGACGCGAAUACCGCCGCAGAUCCUGGCCAACGGCGACGGCGAGCUGGCGGGCAUGCAGCUCGUGCUGUACAGCGACCCCAAGUCGCUGUCGGUGCCUGAGAGUAAGGAUGGCGUGCGCAAGGCCAUUAUUGAGACUCGGCGCCGGAUUCGGGCGCGCCAAGCCGGCGCCGAAGACGACGGCGAAGAGACCUACGGGCACACUACCACGGCCGACACGAAUGCAACUGAAAUGACAGAACAAGAUGGAGGGGAUGAUAUAGCAAUGGAUAUAGAUUAA